UGAGCGUGUGUACGCGAGAGAAAGAGAGAAAGAGAGAGGAACGGUCGAGAGGAGUAUAGAAGAGAUAGAGCGAGAAAGAAUGCCGUUUUAUACGCGUUCGCAUUCAGUCUGCCUGUGGCGUUCGUGCCAGUCGUGUUCCAUUGCUUCUUUCAGUUUUUUUUCUUCUAUUUUCCUUUUCUAGUUUACACGGCCUCUUUGUCGUCGGGGAAACGAGCUAAAACAGAAAAUACAAAACACGACAGUUGACUGAUCGGCACCGCAGCUCUCGGAUAGAGAUAACGAUGUGCUUUUUCCUCGUAGACUCGUGACCAUCUUCGUAAACACCGUGAUGCCGUAAUUUGGAUAGGUAAAUGUUGAUCGAACGGAACGAACGAGAUAUUACCAAUAACCAUUACGAGUCGUCAAAUGGAUGAGCCCACGACAGUGUCCCAGGAAGCAUAUGCUCGAGCGAUUCAAUCGUCGGAACCAGACUCCGACAAACAAAGAACCACAUGCUCAAAAGCGGGCAACUGCACGGGAACCGACGAUGGCAAUUUGCUGAAAGUUCCUCAACGUAAACUGUCCGUAUUUUAUCGAUCGUUCGACGUGAUCGCGUCGAAGAAUCAAGGAGAGGCGUACGAAUUUCGACGAACCUCCAGCAGUCCGUCCGUUCGUCUCGAAAGGACGCAGGAUACGGAAUGGAAGAGUAACGACGCUUACGAGGAAACGAGCUCGUGCAAGAAAGGGUUCGUGAACAAUUGUCGUUCGUUGAUCGAGAGCGGCAAGUUUCUAAGCGGUUCGUCCCUCGAUCGUAUCACGGAAAGGACGAACAGCAACCCUCAAUUCUCCGCGACGAAGUCCGUGCCGCUUUCGGCGUUCAAGCUGCCGCGAGUUAGGGAGAACACGUUCGUCGAUCACAAUGCUGCGACAACCGACGCGUCGUCGAUCGAAAAGCACUUCGAAUCGAACGUCAAUGGGAACGACGGUCGUAAAGAUGCCAAUGAAAAUGUCGGCGCCGUUUCGCGCGAGAACUCGUCCCCCGGAUCCGACGAUUUCUUCUUCGUCGUCGACGCCGAAUCGCCUACCGACGAAAAAUACGAAAAUGGUAGGAGAGACUCCUCCGUCGACACGACGAGCGAUUUCGUGUCCAAACACGAUCCACGAUCGACGGCAUCGGGGACUCGAUGCAACGGUCCGAUCCUCUCGUUCGCAGACCUGGCUAAGAUCAAAGAUUCGACGUCGCCCCGCGCGUUUUCGGACGCCUCGAGUGCCGUACGUCUUGGAGAAUAUACAUCAGUCCGUCCCGAAAUGUCGAAUCACCCGGAUAGCUCGAUCGGUUCCGAUAACGAGGACGACUCGAUCGGGGAAAACGUGGACGCAACCUGUGCGUCGGUUGCUGUGACGAAAAACGAGACAGCAGAGAGUGGUAACGUUCCCUCGCAACCCUCGUCGUCUUUUUCGCUCGGUGAAGUCCCGAGGAAACCAGAUUCGACCGGGAUCGACAACAAAAAGAGAACGAAAGACCUUGCGGGAUUUCGAUCGACGCAAGCGAAGCGACAAAAUUUCACCGCCGCGAGAAGAUCCUUGUCCGAAAGCGACAGCGAGCAAUACCAGAGCGCGAAACGCUAUUGCGGGUGCGGUAAACAGGCGUCGUCCAACGAUUGGGAACAGGUGCGAGCUUUUCCUAGUUUCACCGACGCCCGACUACGAAGCAUGAAGUUAUUAAAUUCCGAAGAAAUGAACUCUUUGUACAGAGAAAACUUCGCGUUGUCAGAAAACGAGCUCGAGCGCAAGUACAUUGCAUUCUCGAUAGGGCUCAGUAUAGACAGGAUCACUUUGCAUCGAAGAUUAACAUUGUCGCGACGACAACGGGAUUUGUCGGAACGUAACUUUACAAACGAGAUCCAAGGGAUGCAGGAAGAUAUACAGGAACUGUCGCCGCUGUGUACGGAUAGAGAAUCAAUGGAGAAAGUAGAAAAGGUCCGUUGCCGGCUGGACACUAUAAAGAAAUGCGCCUACAGGAACUGUUAUGCUUCUGAAACUCUUGGCGCAGUGCAACAAGAGCAGAGGAUCUGUGGAGGAGUUUCCAUAGCCGACAAGUAUCUUCGGAUACUGCGUUCCAAGUGCGAAAAUUUGGCCACAGAGAUCGCUGAGAUCAAACGGAUUUUAUUGAUGCACAAUAUCGUGAUCGAAGAAGGCACAGGAGAGAUAGGCGACGAUGUAUCGAAAUUACGAUACUCCAAUAAUCGAACAAUGGUGUCGAGAAGAAGAGCCAGCAUCGCAACGAUUUCAGGACCUACAUUUUCCCAAGAUCCGAUAAAAGAGGGCCCCAGGCAACGUAAUUCCGUCUCAGGCAGAGUUACUCUAUUGACACAAAGGAGACCAUCGCUGUGCUCCGAAGUGCAAAGAUGGGAAAACGAUAAAUUAAACCGAACGGACAGCUCUAAUAGCGUCACCGAGUUACGUGACAUUUCUGAACAAACCGAGUCGAGAAGAAACUCUCUGGAAGAGAACAAUAAUCUUCCAAGAUGCGAUCGGAUCGGUAACACCGAGACUGUGAAUUGUGACGUUAACAGUAACGUAGAAAAUGAAAAUCAACCAUCGUCGUCAUCGUCGUCGUCAUCUUCCUUAGAGCUCAACAUGACGAAAAAUGUUGAGAAACAAUUCAAAACAUGUAUACAAAAGGCCGAACCUUUGCGAAUAACGUCACAUUUUCAUACAUGGCGGCCGAUACUGUGGUGCUCGUUGGUCUUUUUUCUUGGAUUUUAUGCAAAUUACAUAACUUCAUCGGCGAACACGUGCGAACACAUUGCUACCCUAACGAGUUAAACAAAUUUCAAUUGUAAGAUCUAGAAAGUUAAUUUUGUCUGACGGGGUGAUACAGUAUUAAAAGUUUACUUUCAGUGUAAAAGUAUUUAUAGGGCAAAAAUAAUGAAAGA
This is a messenger RNA of Colletes gigas, 2918 nucleotides long. RefSeq lists its product as uncharacterized. The record is from RefSeq and is a predicted model, not a curated record. The transcript is spliced from 13 exons. Lineage: Eukaryota; Metazoa; Arthropoda; Insecta; Hymenoptera; Colletidae. The coding region runs from base 406 to 2808 and encodes 800 amino acids.